GUAAACUUAUUCGAAUAAAGUAUUUUUGCACAAAAAGAUCCAGAAAAAUAUUUAAAAUCUAGGUAAUAAUAAAGACUUAUUAAUAUGUCAGCCCGUAGAAAAUCAGCAGUAGGCUUAGGUGCAUCAAAUAAUAUAAAAACAAAGCCAACAUCAAUGAAUUUCAAUAAUUUCAACAUCAAAAACGAAGCUUUACGUGGAGAAACUAAAGGAACAAAACCUGCGACAAAUCCUUCAUCCAUAAAGGAAGUGCUUACAAUGAUGAUUUUGCAUGUAUGCAAAAAAAUCAUCUUCUUUGAUACUAGACUUAAAGUUGGACUUUAUAUCAUGGCUUUGUUUCUAAUCUCACUUAUUGGAGACUUUGCACCUUUUCCGAAAACGUACUUCUCAAGAUCCGACAAUCUAUUCAAUGUUUACUUUGUUAAAAUUGGCUGGUUCUGGACUCUAAUUACGUCAGUUCCAUUUUUAUUUUUUACAAGCUCAGUUUUAAAUUGCGGCAAUCGAGAUAAAGUACUUAAGCAUCAUCUGCCGAGAAUUGCUGUAGCUACAUUCUUUUGGUUCUUCUGGACUAAAUUGUUUAAUGUAAUAGAAAACUCUUUUGGACGAUGCAAUAAUAGAAUGUAUGACACAAAACAAGGAUGUCUUAAAGCAGGUGCUUUCUGGGGUGGAUUUGACAUAUCUGGACAUGUUUUUAUAUUAAUCUACUCAUCACUCGUAUUAAUUGAAGAAAGUCGACCAAUUGUUGGAUGGGAAUAUAUUAAAGAACAUUUAAGAAUGGAAGAGCAUAAAAGGAAAAAUCCACAAGAUAGUUCGCCGUCUUCGAAUCCAUUGAAAAGUCUCGAUACUAAUGAGUUAAGUACAUUAAAAGUUUUGUAUGAGAAAUACACACCAAGUAUCAGACUGAUGUUUGUUGUAAUCGUGGUUUUGCAAUUAUUAUGGGACAUUAUGCUUGUGACAACAAUGUUAUAUUAUCACCGAAUGGUUGAAAAAGUUAUUGCUGGAUUUAUAGCAAUUUGUACGUGGUAUUUUACGUAUAAAUCAUGGUAUCCAUCGAAUGUUAUUGAAUGGCCAGAAGCACCGGGAAAAUGUUCCUUUAAAUAUCAACAAAAAGCACCGUCUGUAUAUAGUACAUCAACAAAUUUAGCUAGACGGACAAGCUUAAUUAAUUCUAAAGCAAAUAAAUCGAAUUCGGAUAUACCAAAGUUCAUGGGCAAUCCUAUUUAUAAGUCAGCAGCACAAAGAAGUGAAUUAAACGCAAACGACUUGCUUCCACCGCGUGAAGGGAAAUACGAUUUUCAACAACCAUCUCCCAAAUUCAUUUAAAUCUUAAUCUUCAUUUUAUCUUGGGUUCUUUAUUUUGCUAACUUAGCCAAAGGUUUAAUUUAUUUUACAUUUUCUCAUUGGACUUAAUUUAUUAAUUGCGGGAUAGUCUUCGGUAUCAUGACAUGCAUUUAAAUGCAUCCACCAUAUUCGUUUAUUUUCUGACUCCCAUACUCAACAAUCGUAGAAUUUAAUAUUGUUAUCAUUUUGUUGUGGUGCUGUAUAUUGUGAUUUUGUAAGUGCCUUAAUUGGAAUAAAAAAAAAUGAAUUCAA
Messenger RNA from Chironomus riparius, 1590 nucleotides. Lineage: Eukaryota; Metazoa; Arthropoda; Insecta; Diptera; Chironomidae. The record is from the annotation of a GenBank genome assembly.